Molecule: messenger RNA, 4521 nt
Organism: Saccostrea echinata
Lineage: Eukaryota; Metazoa; Mollusca; Bivalvia; Ostreida; Ostreidae
Product: 2-oxoglutarate dehydrogenase complex component E1-like
Exons: 21
Coding region: 318-3320 (1000 amino acids)
Biological process (GO): tricarboxylic acid cycle
Cellular component (GO): oxoglutarate dehydrogenase complex; mitochondrion
Molecular function (GO): oxoglutarate dehydrogenase (succinyl-transferring) activity; thiamine pyrophosphate binding
Source: RefSeq, a predicted model, not a curated record
UUGGGGAAGAAAGUUACUGCAAGGACUUUAUCGGUCCGGCAUUUUUCGAUCUGUGGAGAUUUUCCGUAAAAAUUACCCGUGUUCUCCUGUUGCAUGACCUUGACAGUAACGUACACAACGUAUUCUUUUAAGUCUGGAAAGUAUAAUCAUACACUUUUUUCUGUUGGAAACAAUACAGUCACCGCCCGGGGGAGCGGUUUUUUGAUCAGCCACGCUGUGCCUGUGGUGAUUCGGUAGAAAAUCGCCACGCUGGCUCGUGAGCAUAUGUGCAGUUUUUGUCACACCAAAAGACACUUGCAUUUCAUAAAGACGUGAAAAUGUAUCGUGCAAAAACGUUUCUCUCGGGUCUUUCCAAGCCACAGACCCUUGGAAUUUUACUUCAAAGGACUUGUGCCAGUACACAUAUCAUCCCAGAAAGGACUCAAACGACACACUCGUUUCUAAAUGGCAGCUCAUCUGUGUACACAGAACACAUGUAUGAAGCAUGGCUCCAAGAUCCUUCAAGUGUGCACAAGUCUUGGGAUGCCUACUUUCGUCAUGGAGAAUUCACUAGUCCGUCACAAUUAGUACCACACGCUCAACCUUCAACCUCUGUAGAUACAUACAAACAGAGUCAAGAAUACUACCAUGUACAGAGUCUCAUCCGAUCUUACCAGGAAAGAGGACAUAAGAUUGCCGAUUUGGAUCCCCUGGGGAUAAAUUCAGCUGACCUGGAUUCAGAAUGUCCCAAAAGUCUUAUGCUGAGCUCCCACAACUUUGGUGAGACUGACCUGGAUAGGAAGUUUUACUUACCUGAUGAUAGUGUGACCUACAUAGGAGGGGAAGAGAAGUCCCUGUCACUGGGGGAAAUCAUUCGUAGACUAGAGAACAUCUAUUGUAAGCAUAUUGGAAUUGAGUAUACUCACAUCAACAAUGAGGAACAGACUCGCUGGAUCAGGGAAAAGUUUGAGACUCCGAGAAUCAGAGAAUUUUCAACAGAGGAGAAACAUGUCACUCUUGCUCGCCUUGUUCGAUCACAAAGAUUUGAGGAAUUUCUGUCAACAAAGUGGACAUCAGAGAAGCGUUUCGGUUUGGAGGGAUGUGAGGUGUUGAUUCCAGGAAUGAAGACCAUUAUUGAUAAGUCUACAGAGUAUGGAGCAGAGAGUUUUAUUAUUGGAAUGCCACACAGAGGAAGACUGAAUGUACUGGCCAAUGUCUGCAGAAAGCCCCUGGAGAACAUCUUCUGUCAGUUUGACUCCAAAUUGAAUGAGGAAGAUGAAGGAUCUGGAGAUGUCAAGUACCAUCUUGGAAUGUCACACCACAGGUUGAACAGGGUCACAAAUAAAGAAAUCAAAAUCGCAGUGGUGGCUAACCCAUCUCAUUUAGAGGCUGUAGGUCCUGUGGCUCAAGGCAAGACUAGGCAUGAACAGGAGUGUAUGGGAGACACUGAUGGCAAAAGGGUGAUGAGCAUUCUUUUACAUGGUGAUGCAGCAUUUUCUGGUCAGGGAGUUGUAUAUGAAACUCUACAUUUGAGUGACUUACCAGCUUUUACCACUCACGGCACCAUUCACAUUGUAGUCAACAAUCAGAUUGGAUUUACCACAGAUCCACGUUUUUCGAGAUCCUCCCCCUACCCCACUGAUGUAGGGAGGGUGAUCAAUGCCCCCAUCUUCCAUGUCAAUGCUGACUACCCUGAGGAGGUGGUGUAUGUGUGUAAGGUGGCUGCUGAGUGGAGGGCCACAUUUGGAAAAGAUGUGGUAGUUGAUCUAGUAUGCUACAGAAGAAAUGGCCACAAUGAAAAUGAUAAUCCGUAUGUAACUCAACCUAUCAUGUACAAAGCCAUAAAGAAACAGCAGCCAGUGAUGGAGAAGUAUGCAGAUGAGCUUGUCAGUUCAGGGGUUGUCACCAAAGAUGAUUACAAGAAUGAAAUAGAGAAGUAUGACCAAAUCUGUAAGAAAGCUUAUGAUGAAUCCAAGAACAUCCUGGUGAAUAAGAACAGUGAAUGGCUGGACUCACCAUGGGGAGACUUCUUCACUAACAAAGACCAGAUGAAAGUGGCACCUACGGGGAUACCCGAGGAGGUUGUACGUAAACUUGGUGUCCAGGCCAGCUCUGUCCCUGAUGAUCUCAACAUUCACACAAGUUUGAGCAGAGUUCUUAAGGCCCGGAUGAAGAUGAUUGAGGAGAGAACCGUGGACUGGGCCCUGGGGGAGACUAUAGCUUACAUGUCCCUCCUUAUUGAUGGCUACCCAGUGAGACUCAGUGGUCAGGAUGUAGAGAGAGGGACAUUCAGUCACCGUCAUCAUGUGAUUCAUGAUCAGAAUAUUGACAAGAAGACAUAUUGUCAGCUCAAUGACCUGGAUGGUCUGUUUGAGGGGAAGAAGCCUGCCCCCUACACUGUGUGUAACAGUUCUCUGUCUGAGUAUGCUGUGCUAGGGUUUGAGGUGGGCUUUAGUCAGGUGGAUCCUAACUGUCUGGUCUUGUGGGAGGCCCAGUUUGGAGACUUUGCUAACACAGCUCAGCCAAUCAUUGAUCAGUUUAUAUCCUGUGGACAAGAUAAGUGGGUCAGACAACUUGGAUUGACCCUCUUACUCCCUCACGGGUAUGAGGGCAUGGGUCCUGAACACUCGAGUGCUCGAUUGGAGCGAUUUCUACAGAUGUCUAAUGACGAUCCUAGUCAGGAGCUGAUCCUACAAAAACUGGAGAUAUUUGGUGAUGACUUUGCCAUGCAGCAACUUCACGACAUCAACUGGUUUGUGUGUAAUAUUUCCACUCCAGCGAACUUCUUCCAUGCCAUCCGACGACAGAUCCUGCUUCCCUUUAGGAGACCACUGAUUGUUAUGAGCCCAAAGGCCAUUCUUCGUCUCCCUGAAGCCAGGUCAUCUUUUGAUGACAUGAUUGGGGACACAGAAUUCCAGAGAAUUAUUCCAGACACUGGACCAGCCUCAGAGAAUCCAGAGGGAGUUAACAAAUUGGUGUUCUGUACUGGAAAGGUGUACUACGAAAUUGCCAAAACCAGAAAAGUGACUGAGAAGGAAAGUGAGGUCGCUGUUGUACGCAUUGAACAGAUUUCUCCAUUCCCCUAUGAUUUGAUUCGGGAUGAGAUUGCUAAAUACCCUAAUGCCAGCAUCUCUUGGGUUCAAGAAGAGCAUAAAAAUAUGGGUGCAUUCCAGUACGUGGAACCCAGACUUCGUCAUCUUCUGAUGAAUAUGGGAAAAGAUGAAAAAGUGAAGUAUGAGGGUCGUUUUCCGGCUGCCUCCCCAGCUGCAGGUAACAAACAACUUCACGAACAGGAGCUGGACGCCUUCAUGAGCAAUGUCUGCAAUCCAGAUUUCUAUUGAAACAGCAAGAAAAGGAAACUUUGAAUCCAGAACAGAAUUUCUAUAAUGUUAGAUUGAAAUCAAAACCAUAACACCAAAUGCCACUGAUUGUGCCUAAAUUGUUUUGUUCUUGACUUCAGCACUUUUAUUUUUUUCUCCAUUUUAAAGCAACAUGUGCAUUAAUGCUUGUCUUAUGAAAGAAUGAACAUAACAAGGGAGCAUAAUUCUUUGGACAGAAUCUCCAUGAUGCUAUAUUUUUCUGGGUUGGAUGUUUUUUCAGUGUCACAGAAUUAGAAAUAAUAGGAAAAAUUAUUAUAAUAAAUUUUAUAUGUGAUUAAAUUUCUUGCAAAGGAAUUUUGAAAGAUAUUUUUCCCAUGUAAUUUUGUGUGAUAUGCAACCUAUUUCUUUUUAAAAGGCAAUUAUCUUUUUUUUUCCAAUUGUUAAAUUUUAUUGUUGAUUUGUUGCAAAUGUUAUCAGUGAUUUCAUAUUUGAAAACAUUUUUUGUUUAUCUAAAGGAGGUAGUUUUUAGUAGACUUGCUUUUUCUUCACUAGAAUUGUAUGAAGUACAAAUUCAGGGAAUGUUUUGUGGAGGGGUGUAACCUCUUUUGUCACCAGUGAAUUAACUUUAUCUCAUGCUUACAUUUAAAACCAGAAAUAUUUCACAAGAUUCAUUCAUAUUUUCUUUUCUUCUAUCUGAAGUACUUAAAUACAGUGUCAGAACCAAAAGAAUUCAAAACAUGGUAAAUGAAAGCAGAAUGAAAAGCCAUUCAUAAAGUACAUGUACUUAAUUUAAUCUGUCAUUUAUAUGUUAGUAUGAAUUGUUAUCUUUCACACUUCAAUCUUCAUAAACAAUUGAAAAAAAUCAAUGAGCUAAUUAAAAUUCUGUAAUUCAAUUUAUAUAAUUUUAGCUCAUUAAAAUAUGCAUAUACAAUUAUUGACUGGGUAUAAAGGGCAAAUUGAUUUGUUGGACCUGAAGCUAAAGUCUAUAUCCGAAAAAAUUCUUUGAUCCAAAGAUUUAGAAUUUCAUGUAUGAUGGGAGUUGAGAAAUAUUUCUGGUUUGUAAUGUAUGUUAAAUUAUUUUGUACAAAGAAUGUAAACAGGAUAAAUAUUAAUAUUUUAUUUAUUUGAUUAGAAUUUUUUGACAUGUAUGUCUCCACUUCUCCGUUGCAUAGAACUACAGAUUAUUUAUAAUUUUGCAGAUAAUAAAAAAAUUUAAAGCUUG